Messenger RNA from Sarcophilus harrisii (Tasmanian devil), 5303 nucleotides. RefSeq names its product inositol hexakisphosphate kinase 1 (gene IP6K1). Bases 288 to 1601 code for a protein of 437 amino acids. Gene Ontology annotation, molecular function: inositol hexakisphosphate kinase activity. The record is from RefSeq and is a predicted model, not a curated record. Gene Ontology annotation, biological process: phosphatidylinositol phosphate biosynthetic process; inositol phosphate biosynthetic process. Lineage: Eukaryota; Metazoa; Chordata; Mammalia; Dasyuromorphia; Dasyuridae. The transcript is spliced from 7 exons. Gene Ontology annotation, cellular component: nucleus; cytoplasm.
CGGCUGGGCGGGCCAGACCCUGGAGGCCCGGGGGGCCCAGCCCCCGGGGGAGAGCCGCGGCCGUCAACUGCCAGGGCCCCGCGGGGUGCCUUGUACUAUAUGCCCUUGUGCUGCCUCCUUGCAUAUAUCUACCCAAAGACACACAGUUCAAAUACUUCAGAGGAAGGAUUAAUGUAAACAGACUCUAAACAUUGACUUUCAACUAGCCAGGGUCUUCCAUCAUACUCUUCUCUUGUGGCCCAUGUGCUACUCCCUUUGCCCUCUUUGUGUGACUGGCCCCCAACGCAAUGUGUGUUUGUCAAACCAUGGAAGUGGGGAAGUAUGGCAAGAAUGCAAGUCGAUCUGGAAACCGGGGAGUCCUCCUGGAGCCCUUCAUCCAUCAGGUGGGCGGCCACAGCAGCAUGAUGCGCUAUGAUGACCACACCGUCUGCAAGCCCCUCAUUUCCCGGGAGCAACGUUUCUAUGAAUCCCUUCCCCCAGAAAUGAAGGAGUUCACCCCUGAAUACAAAGGUGUCGUGUCUGUCUGUUUCGAGGGGGACAGCGAUGGCUACAUUAACCUGGUGGCCUAUCCUUAUGUGGAAAGUGAGGCCCUGGACCAGGACGACCCCCCCGAGCGAGAGCAGCCCCGACGCAAGCAUUCUCGCCGGAGCCUACACCGCUCGGGCAGUGGCAGUGAACACAAGGAUGAACGGGCAGGGCUGGUCCCGGAGAGCUCAGAUAGCUUGCAGGAGUUGAAGAGCCCCAAGAUGGAGCUGCACAUCCACUCAGAAGUUCCCUUCCAGAUGCUUGAUGGGAACAGCGGCCUGAGCUCAGAAAAAAUCAGCUACAACCCCUGGAGCCUUCGCUGCCACAAGCAGCAGCUGAGCCGCAUGCGCUCAGAGUCCAAGGAGAGGAAGCUCUACAAGUUCCUCUUGCUGGAGAAUGUGGUGCAUCACUUCAAGUUCCCCUGUGUGUUAGAUCUGAAGAUGGGGACCCGGCAGCACGGCGACGACGCCUCGGAGGAGAAGGCUGCCCGGCAGAUGAAGAAGUGUGAGCAGAGCACCUCUGCCACGCUGGGCGUGCGAGUCUGUGGAAUGCAGGUUUUUCAGCUGGAUACAGGGCAUUAUUUGUGCAGGAAUAAAUACUACGGUCGUGGGCUCUCAAUCGAAGGCUUUCGCAAUGCUCUCUACCAGUAUCUCCACAACGGCCUGGACCUCCGGAGAGAUCUUUUUGAGCCCAUCUUGAGCAAACUUCGGGGUUUGAAGUCUGUGCUGGAGAGGCAGGCCUCUUACCGCUUUUACUCCAGCUCGCUCCUCAUCAUUUACGAUGGGAAGGAGUGCAGGGCAGAGAUGUUCCUAGACCGCCGGGCAGACGCACGCUCGAAGAACGUGGACUUGGGGCUCCCCGAGAUGACACCCGACGGCACCGGCCCCAGCACCAGCCCCGAGACGUCCCCCUCGGCCACCCCCAAGGUGGACGUCCGCAUGAUUGACUUUGCCCACAGCACGUUCAAGGGCUUUCGGGAUGACCCCACUGUGCACGACGGGCCCGACAAGGGCUACAUGUUUGGGCUCGACAGCCUCAUCACCAUCAUGGAGCAGAUGCGCGAGGAAAACCAGUAGUGUCCUACGCUGGGCCCCCGCGUCAGUCACUCCCCAGAGCCCUCCCCUCUCCACCCACAGGCAGGGACCACCCACUCUGAACUCACCACAUAGGGCGGACGAGACAGACUUUGGUUUUCAAGGGUUCUAUUUCUCUUUGGUGUAAACAGAAAGGAAUGAUUUUAGCUGUAGCCCGGAAUACAUAUAUAUAAAAGUGAAGGAGAGAGAGGAGAAAGCAGAAGCUGUGCUCAGCCACUUUAUCACCUUGUCCAGGCUGGCUUAGGAAGAGGAUCUGCGGACGUCUGGGCCUCGGUGAGACUCAGCUGCUCUGGCCUUGUGCGUCCGCAGGCGCGUGCCUGGUUUGUGGCCAAAAGGAGGAUCUGGGCGGGGGCCAGGGACCACAAGCUCUUCCGACUCCACCGACCCCUUGAUCGGCUCGCUCAAAGGCUCCAGCGCAGGUGCCUGACUGAAAGGCAGGCUUUUCAGUCGGGCACACGAGCCCCUGGGCUCUUGCAUGUCACUUAUUCCGGAGAGGGUCUGGGGGCACCAGACCCACCUGUAGCAGGUGGGGACAAGCGAGAGGGACUCUGGGUAGCAAACAGUCUGGUGUGAGGUGUCUCUUAGGUCUGUGGAGAAGAGGAAUGACUAAGAAAAAGAGUGAGAGAGAGAAAGUGUGUGAAUGAGUGAGAUUGUGUGUGUGAGAGAGAGAGUGUGUGCACGCAUGUUUUUUUCAGCAUCCCCUAGCAGGGAUGGGGGGAAGAACAGCCAGUCAGACUUCUCUGGUGAACCAGGUUGCCUGAAGAGAGAGCUUUGGAAACCACACUCCCCCCCAUCUCCCCAGCUACUUGCUGCUGCUACUGCUGCUGUUUCUUGCCUUUUAAAAUUGAGCUGCAAGAGACUGAACUAAGCCAUUUGAAGAUGGGAUGGGGAAGAUAGCAGGUUUGUGAAGUUGGACCGGUAGUUAAAAGAAUCCAGGUGAGCUUGAGACACAGGAGCAAAGACCAGCCUCAGCAAGUAUUUGGCUUCUCUGGCCCUCCUUGGUAUCCCUGAUUGAACCCCACUUCACUUCCUACCAUCUGGCUGCAUGCAUCCAAACUCUUGCAGCAUGAAAAGUGUUUCCUUCACAAACCUAGGGAAGUGAAUUUUAAUCCUAUUCUCUUCCCCUUUCCUCACUCCCCCUCAUUCCCAGCGGAUCAUUUUUGGGCACUGGGCAGUAGAUGGGGAAGGGCUGGAAUGAUGGAUCAUGACUAGGGCUGCUUCUGGCCAUCAGCUUAGAUGGGGGCUGGAGACUUGUUUUAGGGCAGGGAAAGAAGGCACUUAAAUUGAUUAGCUCUUAAGAUCUCCAACCUUGGCUGCCAUAUUGCUUCUUACUGCUUUUUCCCAGGAGCCCCAGAUCCUAUAGAACUCUUAAGGUGUCACAUGAUCUGCACCUCCUGUUUCAAGAGUGGCUUGGUCAGGAGCUGCAGGCCUUGCUUAAUAAACUAGGACACAGAAGUGAGAAGUACAAGCCUUGGAAAUGAGCCCCCAGUGGGUCCUGGCUUCUUUGGUGCCCCUGAAUUUGAAGUUUAAAAGGGACCGUGUUGAGUGAUAUUUCAGGAUUUCUUUAUUUCCACCAGGGCCAGCUCUUAGGUUUGUCCCAAGCUAUGGGCUGCCCUGUGUAGUGAUGAGGGUGGCUGCCUUUGUUUUCCCCACUGAGAUUCACCCCUUUGUGUACUCCCUUCUCAAGCAACUACUAACUGGGGUUCUUCCCUUGGAGUUGGACUCUUUAUAGAUGCUGAAGUUUCUGGAGGAAGUGGAUUAAGUUGUAGGAAGUACCACAAGAUGGGCUCUUCCUGUUGAACGAUCUCAGUGCACAAUGGUUAGCAUAACCAAGGGAGGCAGCUGGAGUGAAAGUGAAGCCAAAGCUGAAGGCUUAGUUUUCUCAGCUCAGAAAGAACUUUGGACUCUUGGCCCAGCCCUUGCCUCUCUCUGGGUCGAAGGACCAGAACAGGUCGCCCAAGGCUGGCGGCCACACCUGGUUUACAGGUCUGAAGUACUGAGAGUAGUCUUGGGCGGUGAUCCACCACAUUGGGACUUCUUGACAGCCUAGAUACCGAGAGUCUCCCAGAGCCUUCACUGAUACUGCCAGUCUGGACAGCUCACUGAGGACAACCUGUUCCGGGCUCCUAGGCUCCAGAGGGACUCAGAAGCAUGCUUGUGCACGAGAGAGCGUUGUGUGUAUGAUAUCUUUAACCUCAUUUUCCUGUAGGGAACUCAGCAUGUAUCAUUGUUACCUUAUGUCUAUCUCGGCUUCAGCGUGGAAAGGAAGCUGAGCCAUCUCUAGAUGAGACCGUGAGGGAGAUGGUCUCUUUCUUUUUAGACAUCCAGGCACUCCAUCUUACGGUUGGUCCUGGAGCUUUGAGAGUUUCCCUCAGAGGUAGGCUGGCCUCUAGAUCUGGGCCUCUGGAGAGCCCUCCACCAGAAGGGAUUUUGAAGUUAAAACGCCAUUGACUGGUUAGCUCAAUGACCCCUGGGAGCAGCCCCAGAGCCUUCUGGUGAUGACCCACUUCUCCCUUGGCUCUGCUGUGGCCUCCACCAUGGGAGACAGGUGCCUUUUAAGAGCAGACAGUGUUCAUUCCCAGUGCUAUGCAGAGAAGACAGAUGUCUGGGAGAUUGUGCAGUGUGCCUGCUUUAGCUUUCCAGCCGGGUCAGGCCCCGGCUGCAGCAAUCAGUGUUUCUGGGACCUUGGGACGAUGUUCCUCGUCGUGAGUCCGGCUGCCCCUUGCUGAGGAGGAACAGGCUGGGCCUCCUGACUCAGUAUUCCUGGGCCCCGGCGCUCCCAGGCUGGGCCCUGCCGGGGGGACGGCAGCAGGCUGUGAGGGUGGCCUUAGAGCAAGGGAACAACGGGGUGAGCCCACGCCCAGUCCCACGGGGGUGGGGAGGGGGGUUUUUGCCUUCCUGGGAAAUGACAGUGAAAGCCACCUUUCAGAUUUAGAGAGCAUACCAAGACCUUCAUCCAAAACUUAGGGGGGACAUCAUUAAAGACAAGGGACACCCCCGGGAGCACUGGGCAGUGGACACUUAACCAUCCUUCUUCCCGCCCGUCCAUCCCAGCCUGUGGCCUGUAUCUCGUGGCCAACUUGGGGGGAAGGGCUGUGUGAUCCUAGCACUGGACCAAAGAGAAGGAUGGCAAAGGGAGUCUAGCGCACACGGGUGCUUUUGUUUGAAAUCUCUGUACAGUAUUUACGGGGGGCCAAUGAGUAAGCACUAGCCACUUGCAAGAAAUGGAAGACAGGGCUUUUGAUGUCAGGCCUCCAGCAGGUCUGUGAAAUGGGAAUGGACCAGGGAGGGCUGGGGCUCCCCCAGAACCUAGAAGGUUGCUUUGUUUGCCGCAUGGGGACAUUGGGAUCGAUUUGUAUUUCCAUGAGGGGAACACUGCUUGCUUUGCUCAUGGGGGAGUUGGUGAGAUCCCAUCUCCCACUGCUCUUCCUGGAAGGAUAAGGACAAUCAGCCACGUCAGCUCUACUGGCUUAGGAAAAAACUCUCUUCUUGUCCAGUCUCCUGCAUAGUGGCAUUAUUAUUACAUUUGUCUUCUGGCAUUUUUCUGCAUAUCUUUAGUUUUCUUUGGAACUUGUUUAGGGGCAUGAUUGUAACAGUGUCUGUAUUCACCCCGCACUGUUCCCUUGCCUUCUGUCUAAAAGUCAUGUAUAUAAAAAUAAAGUCACCUAGAACGUACAAAUGCAA